AUGGUAGCCAUUGGAUGGGUGGGCUUAUCGCAAACGGAUACCACAUCCACGUUAGGGUGCGACUCAUCCAAGCAAUGUUAUGAAUCAUUUGUUAAUACAGCCAAACGUAUUGCUCUUGCCCCCAAAGAUCAAGGUCUUCUCCUUCAACAACAACAGCAGCAACAAUCCAUGGCAGAAUCUUCGUCAUCAUCAAUAUCACAGCCAUCUCUUAUUCGACAGCCCGACGAUAAAGAAGAAGCUUCAUCUUUGGACUCUAAGGAAGAGCAAAUGACCAUUGUCAAAAGCUUGUCGCCACAAGAACAAGAAUACCAGCGAUUGACAGAUCCAGGUCAAGGGCGUAUCAAGGCGGCCUUCGUGACAUUGGCACGCAAUCGUGAAGUGCAUGCAAUGCGAUCAUCCAUGCGAUAUUUGGAAGAUCGAUUCAAUCACAAAUACAACUACCCAUGGAUCUUUUUGAAUGAAGAGCCGUUUUCCGAAGAAUUUAUCAAUCUCACACGUCAAAUGACCAAUGCAGAGACGUUUUAUGGCCAAGUACCCACCGAACAUUGGAGCUAUCCUGAAUGGAUUGAUCAAAACUUUGCUGCCGAGUGCAGACAACAAAUGGCCAGUCAAGGCAUCGUGUAUGGUGGCAGUGAAAGUUAUCGUCACAUGUGUCGCUAUCAAUCCGGAUUCUUUUACAUGCACCCAUUGUUGGAUAAUCUUGACUAUUACUGGCGCGUUGAACCUGGUGUCAAGUUUUCUUGUGAUAUCGACUAUGACCCUUUUAGACUUAUGCAGGAACGUGAUCUCAAAUAUGGCUUCACAAUCGCAUUGCAGGAGUACCUUCUUACGAUUCCCACUCUAUGGGAGCGAACGCUUGAUUUCGUCAGGGACAAUCCACAAUACAUUUAUCCACGAACACGCCCUGAUAGUUUAUUCAACUUGAUUACGGAAGAUGGUGGAUUAUCCUACAAUCUUUGCCAUUUUUGGAGUAACUUUGAGAUUGGGUCUAUAAAAUUCCUUAGAUCUGAGGGGUACCAAGCUUACUUUAAUCAUUUGGAUCGUGCAGGAGGUUUCUUUUAUGAGCGAUGGGGUGAUGCUCCUGUGCAUUCAAUCGCUGUUGCUCUCAUGCUGAGUGCAAAGGAAGUGCAUUGGUUCUAUGACAUUGGUUACAAACACGAUAAUUUUGAGCAUUGUCCCACCGAACCCGAUUGGCUCGUACAUGGUAAAUGCUACUGUGACCCAGGAACAUCAUUUGACUACGUGCCUGGAAGUUGCAUCAACAAAUAUCUCGAAGUCACCAACACCACCGUCAACAAUCAUAUCAUCAUUCAGCCUGAUGAAGGCGACCUGUAA
This is a messenger RNA of Lichtheimia ornata, 1335 nucleotides long. RefSeq lists its product as uncharacterized. Gene Ontology annotation, molecular function: alpha-1,2-mannosyltransferase activity. Gene Ontology annotation, biological process: protein N-linked glycosylation; cell wall mannoprotein biosynthetic process. The transcript has 6 exons. Gene Ontology annotation, cellular component: Golgi apparatus; membrane. Bases 1 to 1335 code for a protein of 444 amino acids. The record is from RefSeq and is a predicted model, not a curated record. Lineage: Eukaryota; Fungi; Mucoromycota; Mucoromycetes; Mucorales; Lichtheimiaceae.